AUGAGUGCUGAAGAGAUUCUGGUGUGUCCAGUACAACUUGGAGAAAAUUUCUGCCUCUAUUUCGAUGACGAUGAUGAGCUGGAGUGUGAUGCCCUGUGCAAGGAGAAGACCCUGCACCGAGUGCUGAGGAACGUGAACAGCCAGCUGCUCGUGGUGCGCCCCGAGCUGAACGUGGCAGCCUUCGAGGACGUGACGGACCAGGAGAUGCAAUCUGGCAAAGGGAUGCAUUUCAACAUUCACUGCUACAAAACCACCAUGCCCUUAGGAGGGAUGCCCGUGGCCUUCAGUGUCCAAGUGGAAGACAAAAGUUAUUACAUGUGUUGUGAGGAGGAAUGUGGAGAAAUGAUUGUUAGAUUCAAGGAAGGAGAAGUUCCCAAAGAAAUUCCUGGUGAAAGCAACAUCAUCUUUUUCAAAAAGACAUUUACAUCUUGCUGCUCCAAAGCAUUUAAGUUUGAAUACUCAAUGGAACGAGGAAUGUUCUUGGCCUUUGAGGAAGAAGGCUGCUUGAGAAAAUUAAUCCUAAAGAAGCUGUCGAAAGAUGAAGUGGAUGAAACCAUGAAGAUGAGUUUAUCAAAGUUCAGCCAGAACAAAAAUCACAACCUAUGAUAGGACACUUCAACAGUUUGUUUUUUUAAAAAAGAAACUUUAGUCUUUCUUCAUCCAAAACAAGUCAGUUUUAUGAUUUAACUACUCUCAAUACUUACUAAAAGAAUAAAUCCAUGUUCUUGGCAACAAGCAGGGCAAUGUUUUCCAGACAGAAUUACACACUGAAGAAACAAGAAUGUGCAUGUCUAUAUUGUUCUGUAGAAUCUGAUCCCUAAAAUCUUUAAUGCCCAUUGACCAAACAGAUUUUGAAUUAGGAAUGGACUUUUACAUUCCCAAGACCCUCAGAUAAUGAAUUUCUCCCCCAAGUAGCCUAAACACAUCAAGCUGGAUCCUGUGUGAGAAAACCUCACUUUCUAUGAGAAACCCUCAUUGCCCAGAGGGAUUUACCCAUGACUCACCCUCCACACCCUCCUCCUCCCUGGGCCAAAAUAACAAAUGUUGGCGUUUAAACCAGACCACAGCUCCUUUCUGACCACAACACUAACAAAAAAUUGGCCAGCUACCUGCUUUUGCUAGUCAUUUCCAACCCAUAUUAAAAUAAUAAUGAUAAUAAUAAUCAUCAGAAUUCUUGUAGAAUCCAAUCAGCGACUUGGUCGUUCUGCUCGUUGCAUAAUCACUGAUGGUAACACAAAUUCUCUUCCUCUCACUAUUAAUAGGGCUCACCAUGGGAAUGUGGAGAGGGUUUUACACUCCUUAGCACUGUGAAAGUCAGACAGGAUGAAGCAGAAAGUUAAAAACCACAAUCUCAGUUCCCCUCUAAAAAAUCCCUAAAAUAACAAAACAUUCCCUCAGCGCCCUCUCUGCUGUCACACAGGACAACACAGACCAGGGUAUUUAGAAAAUAAACCUUAAAAAAGUGGUGUAGAUGAACAUAAAAACCUUGAAAGUCAAAUGUUCCCAAAGUCAGUCUGCAAAAGUAUUUUUAUUCUACAUCAAUCCUUGUUGUAUUUUCUAAGGGACAUUAAUUAUUCUUCUAUUAAGUCAAGUCUAAGUCACCUCUAAGAAUGAAUUCAUACAAAUAUUCUUUGUUUUAUGAAGUAAGGCAGAGCAGACUUAUCUGCAGAGAAAACAUUUUAGGUAACCCACAAGCAGUAAAAAUGGUUCAGAAGCACACACAAAAUUUCUGUAAAUUCUUUAUUGAAUGGAUUAAGAAAAAAGUAUUCCCUUUUCUACAUCAACUCCCAGGGUCCAAAGAGUUACAGGGUCUGCCUUACAUGUCAGAAGAAGCAGUUCAGUUUUCCACAAGCCAGGCUUGUUUUACAGAACAGGAAUCCAACAGUUAGAAAAAUACUCAUUAAAGCUGGUAUUAGCAGGAGAGUUCCCUUUAGCUAUGCAAGCCUGCCACUGAUGCAAUUAAUUAACCCCAACUUACAGCGCAGCUUGAAUCCACUCAUUCUCACUGGACAUUUUCCACUUAAAUCUGCUUUUAAACCUGUUUUUUUUU
Molecule: messenger RNA, 2050 nt
Organism: Prinia subflava (tawny-flanked prinia)
Lineage: Eukaryota; Metazoa; Chordata; Aves; Passeriformes; Cisticolidae
Gene: IL18
Product: interleukin 18
Exons: 5
Coding region: 1-606 (201 amino acids)
Biological process (GO): cytokine-mediated signaling pathway; cellular response to lipopolysaccharide; immune response
Molecular function (GO): cytokine activity
Source: RefSeq, a predicted model, not a curated record